Messenger RNA from Bactrocera latifrons, 1152 nucleotides. RefSeq lists its product as uncharacterized. Lineage: Eukaryota; Metazoa; Arthropoda; Insecta; Diptera; Tephritidae. Bases 14 to 994 code for a protein of 326 amino acids. The record is from RefSeq and is a predicted model, not a curated record. Gene Ontology annotation, cellular component: cytoplasm. Gene Ontology annotation, molecular function: 3'-5'-DNA exonuclease activity; nucleic acid binding. Gene Ontology annotation, biological process: DNA catabolic process. The transcript has 3 exons.
GUUGCCCGGUAUUAUGGAAAAGAGUUUUCAGUGCAAUUACGAGCAACGCACGAUCGCUUCUUUCGCGUUGCUCAAGUUAACAACAAAAAAAGAGUUUGAAACAAAUGAGGAGAUACGUUUUCAUAAAAUUGAUGCGAUUGAUGAAUUUUGUAUGUACGGAAUUUCCAAUAACCAACUCGAGACGAAACCUAUAUAUAACAAACAUUGCUGUGCAAAAAAAUUAAUGAUUCCCAAAAAACCGCGUGCUCUGAAUAAGCUAUUAUUGACAAUCAAUUCCGAGCAAAAUACUGAACGUAGUGAUUACCAUACUUUCAUACAUUUCAUCAAGCAUUUGCAACAACCUGUUUGCUUGGUUGCAAAUCGUGGAACGGAUUUAUGUUUUCCUAUUAUCAAACACAAACUGGAUAAUUUUAAAUUGGAAAUGCCACCCAAUACUCUAUGCUUAGACUCUACUUCUGCUUUUCGUGGUUUAGACGAGCAGAUGAAGGUCGAGCCUGCAAAAGUCAAAAUAUUUAACCAAGGAAUGUUUGAAUUUUGUGUUGAACCGAUGGAAAAUGAGAUUAACGCUGAUGCUCGUAGCAACAACAACAACAACACCAACGCUGAUAACCGACAAGAUACUCAGCUAUUGAUGACAGUACCAACACUCGCUGAACAACUUGAUGCUGAAACAAAAACCGACUGGCGCGCACAUAACGAAACCACACCUCGGAGACCGAAAGUUACGGCCGUCAAACGUCGUAUUUCGAAUGAUUCAACGCCCACAUCAUCUGUAGCCCCUUUGCAAAGAGUUCGUCGAAGACUAUUUACGAAUCAAUUAGAGGUCAACAAAUAUGAUGUAACAAAUAUGUAUGAAAGAUUUUUUAACACUUCAUAUAGAAGAAAGCCUUAUACUGAAUCACAUGUGGAAGCUCUAAUGCAUUUAAUCCAAGUAUAUGGGGAAAGUUUUACUGAAUAUGCAAAAAAAUAUGCUACACCUUUUGUUGAAAUAUAGCAAAUAACCUUAUAUUCUGAAAGUAUUUCGGCUACUCAUAAAUCUUGUAUACACAACUCUUGAUGGACCAAAUGUAUAAAAAAAUUUAAACUUUUACUCAUAACAUCUGUAUAUUUGUGGUAUAAAUUUAUGACCCAAUCAUUUUUAUAUUUGAAAUA